AUGUUUGUAUCAGGUCAAGCAGCUCCGCCGUCGGCAUCAGGUCCGCCACAGCGAAUGUGGAAUGAUCCUACCCAUGCAGCAUUGGCCCUCCUGGCUCAGAACCCUAACCUGUACUCGGCCGCCGCAGCGUAUGUAGUUCGCCCCAUCGUUUCGACAGCCAUUCACGGAGCUAGCAAUGCAGUCCGUGGCGCAGUUAACCGAGUCAGCAACGCCUUGGGCGCGGCAGCUGCCGCCUCAGCAAUGACCACUCCUUACGGGUACUAUGGCGACCCUUCACUAUCUGUUGCCGGCUAUCCACAAGCACACCCAAGUUACUCGGGGCUGCCAGCUGGGGCGUAUCCCGUUCCUAAUCCGCCACUUUCCAGCGGGAACGAUUAUUAUCUCAGCGGUAUGGCUCAGCCAUACGCAUCACCAGCUGCAUACACCUUUGUGCAUGGGGGACAAACAGGCUAUCCUUACCCUGUGUACACAGCUCCAUCCCUUCUUGCAGAGGUCGCGAACCAGACAGCUGGCAGCGUAGCAGGCGUCGCCGGUAUGGCUACUAACGCGGUCCGAUCUGUCGCUGGGAUCGCCUCCCAGGCAGCGCAAACGGCCACUCAGGGACUCAUGACCGGUCUUCAAACACGACCACAAAUUCCGUGGAAUGAGGCGCUCUCCAUCGCAGAGCGUUUCGUUGUUCCUAGCAUUGAAGCAAUCGCAAAGGCAGCGCCAGCUGUGGCACCCAGAACACCUCCCCCAGGAACCGACGAUCAAAAUUCGAAGCGAUUGCGACGGGGAGACAAGGGGCAGGAUAGCCAGCCGGACGAUCCGAACGCCCCUCCGCAUGGAGCGGUACCAGAGAAACGACCUCGGUUAUACGUGUCUCAAGCGGGGAACGUCCCCGCAGUCAAAUAG
This is a messenger RNA of Besnoitia besnoiti, 894 nucleotides long. RefSeq lists its product as uncharacterized. The transcript is spliced from 2 exons. NCBI's taxonomy places the organism in Eukaryota, Apicomplexa, Conoidasida, Eucoccidiorida, Sarcocystidae. Bases 1 to 894 code for a protein of 297 amino acids. The record is from RefSeq and is a predicted model, not a curated record.